UAAUGUCAGACUCAGGGACUCAGUAUGGCGACUUCAGGUUGUAUCGCUAUGAUCCCAGCAUGGCCGCUGCCGUCAUCUUCAUAAUCGCGUUCAUUGUGGUUACUGCCUUGCACUUCUACCAAAUGAUCCGAACAAAGACUUACUUCUUCGUCCCGUUUGUCAUUGGCGGGCUCUUCGAAGUCAUCGGCUACAUCGGACGUGCCGUAUCGAGCCAGGAAGCUCCGAACUUCAGCAUUCCUGCCUACUCCAUUCAAGCCAUUCUGAUCCUCGUCGCACCUGCUCUAUUCGCUGCAAGCAUAUACAUGGAACUCGGACGUAUCAUUCUGCUCACCGACGGCGAACAACACAGCAUCAUCCCGAAGAAAUGGCUCACGAAGAUUUUCGUAAUUGGCGAUGUGAUCAGUUUCUGCCUACAAGCGGCAGGAGGAGGUAUCAUGGCAUCGGGUACGCUCCAAGCUCUCGAAAACGGCGAACACAUCACCAUCGGUGGUCUCGUCAUCCAGAUCCUCUUCUUUGGCUUUUUCAUCAUCGUCAGCAUCACCUUCAACAUUCGCAUGAAUAGGAUACCGACCAGCCGCAGCAUGAUCCGCUCCAACCCCUGGAAGAAACAUCUUUACACUCUUUACGGCGGCAGUGCGCUCAUCUUGAUCAGAUCGGUCUUCCGUCUGAUCGAGUAUACUCAGGGCAAUGAUGGAUACUUGAUCUCGCAUGAGUGGUUCUUAUACAUUUUCGAUGCUUGCUUGAUGCUUGCGACCAUGGUGUUGUUCGCUUGGUUCCACCCGAGUGAGAUCUGGGCUAUGCUCAACAAAAACGGCGGAAAGAUGGUCAGCCACGGCUACAAGAUCGAGGCAGCGAUUCCUAUGAUG
Aureobasidium musti is the source of this 866-nucleotide messenger RNA. The record is from the annotation of a GenBank genome assembly. Lineage: Eukaryota; Fungi; Ascomycota; Dothideomycetes; Dothideales; Saccotheciaceae.